Capsicum annuum is the source of this 696-nucleotide messenger RNA. RefSeq lists its product as uncharacterized. Gene Ontology annotation, cellular component: nucleus. The record is from RefSeq and is a predicted model, not a curated record. Gene Ontology annotation, biological process: chromatin remodeling. The coding region runs from base 1 to 696 and encodes 231 amino acids. The transcript has 2 exons. Lineage: Eukaryota; Viridiplantae; Streptophyta; Magnoliopsida; Solanales; Solanaceae.
AUGAGGGUAGGGUCGCAGAACAUUAAGACCCUGCAGGGUAAGUCGAUAGAACUGGUUAAGAUUCUUAGGAAGAGAAAGAUUAAUAUUGCAGGUGUCCAGGAGACCAAGUGGGUAGGUUUCAAGGCUAGGGAUGUAGAUAGAUACAAGUUGUGGUAUUCAGGUAGUAAUAGGUGUACGAAUGGCGUAGGUAUCUUAGUGUACGAAAAACUUAGGGAGCAGGCAGUGGAGGUUAAAAUGGUUAGUGAUAGGGUUAUGACUAUCAAGUUGGUCUUAGGGGGGUUUACUUUGAACAUCUGUAGUGCGUAUGCGCCUCAGGUGUGCCUGGACGAGAAAGAGAAGAAGAGUUUUGGGGAGGUUUUGGAUGAGGUGGUUAGAGACAUUUCUAGUUCGGAGAAGAUUUUCAUAGGUGGUGAUUUCAAUGGGCAAAUUGAGUCUUUGCUGUUAGGGUAUGAUGAUGUGCAUAGGGGCUUUGGUUUUGGGGUUAGGAAUGAUGAGGGAGCUGCUCUUUUGGAUUUUAGGAGGGCUUUUGGGGAGUCUACUAGAAAGGUAUUGGGUAUUUUGAGGGAUGGGUCUGGUCGGUAUCCGGGGGAUUGGUGGUGGAAUGAAGAUGUUAAGAAGAAGGGUGAGAUGAAUAAGGCGGCUUAUGCUAAGUUAGUUGAGGGUAAGGAUGAAGAGCAAAAAAGGAGGCUAAGUUAG